This is a messenger RNA of Leptosia nina, 537 nucleotides long. Lineage: Eukaryota; Metazoa; Arthropoda; Insecta; Lepidoptera; Pieridae. The record is from the annotation of a GenBank genome assembly.
AUGAAGAGGUUUCUGAUAGCAUUGAGUUUACUAGCUUUUAAUUUGAAGAUCGCUUAUUCCCAAUGCCGCCAACCAAAGAACAUGAUAAUGAAUCGAAUACCAGAAACAAUCAUAGAGUCACCUCGCAAUUUCAUAUCUCCGCCAAUGACAUUACCGUACUCGACCAUAGAUUAUAAACAAGUAUCGUCUGUGGCGCCCCCUAGAAUUUUACCCGCCCCUUCAACGACGAUUGUCACAGACUGCUCACCUGAAGUGUGCAAAAACUUAGCUAAUACAUUGCAAUUGAUGAUUGUGUGCAAUUUGUUGCAGAAUCAGAAAGGUGGUUCCGAUUUAGCAUUACAGUUAGCUUCACCAAUAAUUAACGAUGUUAUGGCGUCGCCAUCUUUUUCCUGCGGCUGUCCUAACCCAUUGUUUUCGAACCAAUUACCAAAUUUACCACCUAGUUUCGUUAACAAAGCAAGUUUGUCUGGUUUAAAUGUACCACAAAACACAUGUCCCAAUCCUGGUUUGCUAAAUAUUUUAGGUUUGUUUAAUUAG